Molecule: messenger RNA, 2547 nt
Organism: Closterium sp. Yama58-4
Lineage: Eukaryota; Viridiplantae; Streptophyta; Zygnematophyceae; Desmidiales; Closteriaceae
Source: the annotation of a GenBank genome assembly
AUGAACUGUGCAUGCUUCCGCGGCAUAUUUGGGAGUUCAUCUUCCAGGGAACCACCACCCAAGGAGGAGCAGGAGCCAAAGCCUCUCGAAGCUCCGCCUCCUGUUCUCCCGCCUCCUGCUCCCCCACCCCCGCCUCCCCCACCUCCUCCUCCUCCCCCGCCUAAGGCCCCCCCUCCCCCUCCUCCUCUCAAGGCGCCUGGCUUCAGCCGCGCAAAGCCAGCAGUGCCACUGAAAGGAUUCCACUCGACCAAAGUCCAUGAUACCGCAGGAACCAUCUGGGGGGAGAUUGCCAAGGAUUCGGAGUUUCUGCGCUUGAAAUUAGAUGAACAAACGAAGGAACACCUGCAGGUGGUUUUCCGCGCCAAGGAGACGAAGCGGGCGAAUAACGUGGCGAUUAUGCUGUCGCAGUGCCGCAUGCCGCACGGAGUAAUUCGCGAUGCUAUCAUGGGUGGUAACCAGAAGGGAGUGCUGUCGUUGGAGCGACUGGACCUUCUACAGCAGGUGAUCCCCAACGACGACGAGGUGACCCAGCUGCAGGCGUACACAGGCCCCGUAGACGCCCUCUGUGCGCCCGAGCAGUUCCUCCUCACCCUCGCCUCCAUCCCCCGCCUCCGCGACAAGAUCGAGGUGCUCGUAUUCAUGCUGCGAUUCGCUGACCUGCACAAACAAGCGCACACCAUCAUGGCGACCGUCACACGAGCAUGCCAACAGGUGCACAGCAGCAGGGCGCUGAAGGCGUGUUUGAAGGUGGCUCUGGAGUAUGUCAACUUUCUCAACCAUGGCACUGCACGAGCUGGAGCCGCUGGAUUCAACGUGGAGUCUCUGCCUAAGCUCUUCGACCACAAGACCACCGUCACCGUCCCUCCACCUCUUCCUCCCAGCACACCCAAACCCGACUCCUCCAACUCCCUUCUCACCCCUGUCCAGCGCCCUGUGCCACGCUCCCACUCCCACACUGACUCCACCCAAAUCAAAUCCCCACCCGGGCUCCACAUUCAAAUCCCACAAGACCACUCCUCGUCCCUUCCCAUCCACCAAUCCGCCUCCCUUCCCUCCCUGCACAACCAUCCGUCUACCUCCCAGCCGCCCCCAACCACGCCGCUCCCCGCCGCCGCUCUCACGCCUGCAGCAGCGGCUCUCUCCCCAAGGCCCAUGUCUCCGGCUGCUGCGUUCUCCCCAAAAGCAGUUGCCAUGGCAGCUGCAGCAGGGGACGCGGAUGCUCUGAGCAGUGCCAUUCUGCGCGCGUCCUGCCUGCUGGAGGUGGUGGUGCUGCGUCUUGCUGCCACUGGCAUCGUCACCCCGCCCUUUGAAAUGAGCAAGGAGCUCGAGGCCGUGGGGCUCGCUGCUAAGUACUCGCAGGACGAGAUAGACUCCUCGUUGACGCCAAUGGACCAGGGCAUAGCCAUAGAGGAAGCAGGGGGCGAGCUGCUGUCGCAGCAGGCAGCAGCGGUGGCUGCAAAGCAGUCGUUACGCAUAGGAGCACCUGAGAGGGAGAGCUGUGACUCGGAAAUAAGCUCUGGGUCUGUGACUGGUGGGGUUGCAGCGUCGUGUGCGGGGCCCUGCUUUGCCAAGGAGAAAGGGAAGCGGAGGUCUGUGUUUGGGGUGACGUCUCGGGUGAGAGGUGCAAAGAAGGAGAAGGGGAAGGAGAUGACAGGGAAGAGUCAGGCGGCAGUGCGAGGAGCAAAAGGGCAAGCAAAGAAGCAGCAAGGCAGACAGGAGGCGACAGAAGGGGGCAGGGGCGCCGUGUGCACGUCUGUUACCCAUGUGGAGGGGGGAGUGCACCAGGGGGCUAGAGGGACGCUGAGAGGAGAUGUGGGUGAUGAGGCAACGUACGGCGCAGAGGAGGUGGAGUGUGGUGAAGAGGCAUGCAGUGCGUCGGUGGGAGUGAGGGCUGGUGAUGAAAGCAAAGGGAUGGUGGAAGUGAGAGAGGGAGUGGAGGGUGGAGCAGGUGGCAUGAGGGAAGUGAGAUCGUCUGGCAGGCUAAGGGUCAGUGUACCAGUGAGAGAAGCGUGUGACAGGGUAGGAGGAGGUGGGAUGACGGAAGGGAUUAAUGAAGCUAACGAGGACGCAGCUAAGGAAAGGGAACGGGAAGGUGGUGGCAGCCUUUCCUCCCAGCGAGGGAACGGAGCAAGAGAUGCAAGUGAAGAGAUGAAGGGGACUGCUGCAGAACAAGCAGAGGAUGAUGAGGUGGAGGCGGAGGAGGAGGGGGAGGAGGAGAGGGAGUGUGACGAGGAUGGCGAUGAGGAGUGGGAUGAGGAAUGGGAUGAGGAGGACGACAACGACGACUGGGAGGAGAGGGAUGAUGCGUCAACAGAGGAGGGGCGGAGGGAGCUGUCUCUGACAGAGCACCUGACAGCGUUUUUGGACAAGGCUCGCCCCGAGAGGGAGAGGCUAGCGGAGGAAGCAGCGAAUUGCAGGGAGCAACUGAAGGCUCUCGCAAAGUAUUUUGGGUCCUCGCCAACUGUAACACCACAGGCUGUGCUUGGGAUCAUCUGGCAGUUUGCUCUGCUCUAUGACAAGAGCCAGCGCUUGAGUGGCCUUCUCUGA